AUGUCCACCGGGUUACAUUAUGUUGAAGGCGGUGAUUUUGGUGACCGUGAAGAUUGUAUUAAUGAAUUAAUCCAAUUUAUUUAUUCUUCUCGCGGAAAACUAAAACUAAAACUAGACUAUAUUAAACUUGAACAAUUAGGCGUUUCUUUUCUUGGUGAAUGCACCGCUAGUGUAUUUUAUGCGAUUGUCAGUCACCUUGCAGACACCUUUGUUUCUAAGCUUAAUAAUGUAAAGAAAGCCGAAGGUGAAUCAACUCUUGAACUUUCUCUACGUCUUACGAAAGAACUCGGGUUUACUAGGAUUAGUAGGAUGUGGCGAAGACUCGGCGCUCGUGUUAUUUGA
Molecule: messenger RNA, 342 nt
Organism: Rhizophagus irregularis DAOM 181602=DAOM 197198
Lineage: Eukaryota; Fungi; Glomeromycota; Glomeromycetes; Glomerales; Glomeraceae
Source: RefSeq, a predicted model, not a curated record